AUGGCACCUCGCCGGCAUGAAGCCGGCGACCUCGUCGCACCGGCCACCUCCUCCAUGUCGCCGUCUCUGCACAGAUCGGAAACAAUGGAACACGUCGCAGCCAAGCAUGGUAUGCGGUGGCUCGAAGGCCACCGCUACAAAUUGAAAGAAAAAAAGGAGGGGAGGAUGCACACCGGCAUAGAAGCCGGCGGCUUUUCCCGUCGGUGCUCGCUGCUGCACCGUCACGGCCGGCUCCGCCACCGCCGGCUCCGCCGCUCCCGCCCCCGCACGAGCGCCGCCGCCGCCACCGCUGCCGGCUCCGCCGCUCUAACCCCCGCACGAGUUCCGCCUGGACGCGCCACCGCCGGCUCCGCCACUCCCGCACGAGCGCCGCCCGAACCGGGCCGCCGCUCCUGCACGAGCGUCGCCGAGCACCGCCGCCGCCAGCUCUACCGCUCCCGCACGAGCGUUGCCGCGCGCCGUGCCGGCUGCCGCACACCGCCUCCUCCCACGCGCCUGCUCUUGCCCGGCCAGAAGCCGCCGACGCCUCACGUCCGGCGCCACCUGACAAGCUGUCGCCCAGCCGGCGUGCCGAUCAACCCGCACGGCGUCGCCUUCUCCGACAGGGCUUCGGAAGAAAUGGCGGCUAGGGUUGGAAACCCUAGCCGCACCUCUAUUUAG
Phragmites australis (common reed) is the source of this 660-nucleotide messenger RNA. RefSeq lists its product as uncharacterized. NCBI's taxonomy places the organism in Eukaryota, Viridiplantae, Streptophyta, Magnoliopsida, Poales, Poaceae. Bases 1 to 660 code for a protein of 219 amino acids. The transcript has a single exon. The record is from RefSeq and is a predicted model, not a curated record.